UGAAGCGGUGCGGUUAGUCACCCGCAUGUAAACGAAGCAAACCGCAAACCCAGUUCAUCGCUCUGGUCUGAUCCAAACUUUGGCGCUCGAACCGAAAACGAGCCCUAACUAAGCAAUUCAUUGAUCGAAUCUCUCAAACAAAAAAUUCCCCUAAUUCCGCAUGCACUGUGAAAUUUGAAUUAUCAGCGAAUAAAGCCUCUCACUGAAAAUAGAGAGCUAGCGAAGAAGAAGAAAAACCCUAAUUUUAUUUUCUGGGUUGGGGUUUUUCUUCAACAAUGGAUGCCAAAGACAUCCUGGGCUUGCCCAAGAACUCUCUCCCUAUUCCCCAAGAGAAAAAAUCUAGACCCCCAAAGGACUCUCAGCGAAAGCCCGAUGGCAUUUCUCGUGAGGUGUAUGCACUUACGGGUGGUUUGGCGCCUCUAAUGCCCGCGAUCGAUUCGUCUCAAUUGAAAAAGCAGCCUCCAAAGGACGAGAAGAUCACUUGGCAGUGGCUUCCUUUUACAAAUUCUGCUCGAAAAGAUACUUUGCAGCUUUAUCACUGGGUCAGGGUUGUAAAUGGUGUUCCACCAACAGGUGACUAUUCCUUUGCCAAGUAUAACAAGUCUGUUGACAUUGUCAAAUACACGGAUGAGGAGUAUGAGAAGUACUUGAAUGAUCCUGGAUGGACCAAGGAGGAGACAGAUCAGUUGUUUGACUUGUGCCAACGAUUUGAUCUCCGCUUUAUUGUGAUAGCUGACAGGUUCUCAUCAUCUCGGACCGUGGAGGAAUUGAAGGAUCGUUAUUACAGUGUUUGUCGAGCCAUAGUGGUUGCUAGAGCUCCAGCUCUUGGAGACAUUUCUGGGAACCCUCUUGUUAAGGAACCUUACAAUGUUUCACAAGAGAUAGAACGCAAGCGAGCAUUAUCCAUGGUCCUCUCUCAAACAAAACAUCAAGAGCGAAAAGAUGCUGAGGUUCUUGCUGAGGCAAAAAGAAUAACUGAGUCACGGAUGGCUGCAAAGGUAGCUGAAGAGUCUGAAUUGCCUGUCCCAUCAAAUGCUGGUCCAGAAAGUGCUGAGAGAGCUAGUUUUCCGGGUGAUACUGUAUCACCUUCAUCCAAUGUUCAGCUUCCCUCUGCAACAAUUGCAUCUUCAGCAUUAACAGCGGACAAUGCCUCUACUCUAGCUUCUCUUCGCAUGCUUCGAGUGUAUUUGAGAACAUAUGCACUUGACCAAAUGGUGCAAGCUGCAAGCUCAUCUGCUGGACUUCGGACAAUAAAGCGGGUUGAGCAAACUUUACAAGAACUUGGGGUCAAUCUAAAACCAAGAGUUCCAACCAAAUCAGUUUGUGCAGAGCAUCUCGAAUUAAGAAAAGAAAUAUUGACUCUGCUGAAUCUUCAGAAACAGUUGCAAUAUAAGGAGGCAGAAGGUUCAUCUUUUCGUGAUUGCUCAUAUGCUGAUACACCAAGCACGCCUAAGCGUUCAAACCGUGGUGGGGAUCAGGAUAGGACCUUUGUUCCUGACAUGAGUUUUGGAGUAAUACUCAGAAUCAUGUAUUAUUGGUAUAUCAGGAGAAAGAGUUGGCAAAAGGGACCAGAAACGCAAGGCACCUGGAAGGUUAUCAGAUGCUCCAUCAUCGCCAGCUCAGUCUAAAAGGCCCCGAAAAUUAAAGGCGUCAGAUCUAUGAAUCUAAAGAAUAUCGAGUAUGAUGUUUUGUGGCAGUCAGAAGUAGAAGCACUAACUCAUGACCAACUCAUGUUCCUUAUAGGGAAGUUUAGUUUGUGUAACUUACCUAAAAAAUAAGUUUAGCUCAAUUAUCAUUCUUACUUUAGUUAAGUUUAUGCCGUGAUGUUUGUAGCAAGGUGGGGAAAUAGCGAGCUCUGUGAAUGAUGAAUUUCUUGUACAUAAGAAACUAGUGGUUGACCCGUGUGAGGCAUGGGAAUAGUUCUUGUAGAAGUUUUUAUUUUUUUAGUACAAUUAUACAAUGACUUAUAUUCAAGCAUACUAAUUUCUCA
Messenger RNA from Quercus robur (English oak), 1990 nucleotides. RefSeq names its product SWR1-complex protein 4. The transcript has 17 exons. Gene Ontology annotation, molecular function: transcription corepressor activity. NCBI's taxonomy places the organism in Eukaryota, Viridiplantae, Streptophyta, Magnoliopsida, Fagales, Fagaceae. The record is from RefSeq and is a predicted model, not a curated record. Gene Ontology annotation, cellular component: NuA4 histone acetyltransferase complex; nucleus; Swr1 complex. The coding region runs from base 276 to 1628 and encodes 450 amino acids. Gene Ontology annotation, biological process: chromatin remodeling; DNA repair; negative regulation of transcription by RNA polymerase II.